Messenger RNA from Capsaspora owczarzaki ATCC 30864, 1902 nucleotides. RefSeq names its product polynucleotide kinase-3'-phosphatase. The record is from RefSeq and is a predicted model, not a curated record. Gene Ontology annotation, molecular function: polynucleotide 3'-phosphatase activity; ATP-dependent polydeoxyribonucleotide 5'-hydroxyl-kinase activity; double-stranded DNA binding. Gene Ontology annotation, biological process: DNA repair. The transcript has a single exon. NCBI's taxonomy places the organism in Eukaryota, Filasterea, Ministeriida, Capsasporidae.
CUGUUUUUAUCAGAAAUCACGCGUUCGUUCGUUUCGCUCGUCAGUGCUUCGGUUGCUGCUUCAGUUGCUGCUUCUGCUGCUGUUGCUCGCUCGACCGCUUCAUCGACCACUGUCACUACUGCUGCUACUGCUGCUGCUGCUGCUGCAUUGUCAUCGUCCGCUGCAGUCGCCUCGCUCAAAUCCAAUCACCAGCACUGGUUUGCAAGCAAUCUCAGUCAACGUCGCUUUGCAUCGCUUGCAUUGGUUGCAGCUCAACGCACUCAAGCUCAACCUCAACCUCAAGCUCAGUCUUCUUCUUCUUCUUCUUCUCAUUCUCAUCCAACUGUCACUGCGACUGCGAGUGCGACUGCGACUGCGAUCGCUGCAACUGCUCAAUCCAUUCAAUCCAUGUCAACCCGCUCAAAGCGAUCCGCAACUGCCGCCGCGCUGGACGCCACUCCCGCAUCCACCUCCGCUGCUUCCACUGCUUCAGCUUCCACUGCUGCUGGGCGCCGAAGCAAGCAGCCGCGACUGGACGUUGACCUGACUGCCGACGACCAGCCUGCUGCUGCCGUCUCAAUUAGCAAGAAGAAGUCCUCCUCCGCUGCUGCCUCUGCUCCCUCUGCCGCUGCCGCGACGCCGAUGGACACCAAGUGGGACGCAUCGACGGACGACGACGACGAGCCAGUCGCAGCCGCGGCCGCCAAGACCCAGCGCAGCGUUGCGUCCGCGCUGAUGCCCCGAGCUUCUGCUUCUACUUCCGCUGGGAUUGCUGGCAAGUGGACGAUGGUGGCUGGAUCGCUGCUCCGGUUUGACCCAGACGACUUGGUCCACUCGAGCAAGAUUAUCGGGUUUGACCUCGACGACACGCUCAUCACCACAAAGUCGGGCAAGUCGUUCGCGGUCAACUCUGGCGACUGGAAGUGGCUGCAUCCCGACGUUCCGACCAAGCUGCGUGAGCUGCAUGCCAACGGAACCAAGCUCGUCAUCUUCUCCAACCAGAAGGGCAUGACCGGCGGCCAGGUCAACCCGGAGGACUGGAAGAGGAAGGUUUCCGCCAUUCUCGCCGACCUGGGCGUGCCGAUGCAAGUGUUUGCCGCCAUGGGCACCGACCAGUACCGCAAGCCGUCGACGGGCACCUGGGAGCUGCUCACGCUCGGCACUGCCAACGGCAAGGUUCCGGUUGACGCAAGCGUCGCGCUGUACAUUGGCGACGCCGCGGGCCGCGCGGCCAACUGGGCUCCCGGGCGCAAGAAGGACUUUUCCGACUCGGACCGCAAGUUUGCCCUCAACCUCGGCAUCGGCUUCCACACUCCGGAAGAGUUCUUCUUCAAGCACCAGCCUGCCCCGUUCAAGCUCGCCGGCUCCGACCCGAAGGAGUUUGUCAACGCCUUCAAAAACCUGCCGCUCUUCACGCCAACCACGGCCUCGCUGACCGCGCCCAAGCAGGAGCUGAUUGUGAUGACGGGCUUCCCGGCCUCGGGCAAGUCGACCUUUGUCCGUCAGAAGCUCGUUCCCGCAGGCUACGUCCACAUCAACCGCGACACGCUCGGAACCUGGCAAAAGUGCGUCGCCGCCACGCGCGACGCCCUGCGCGCGGGUAAGAGCGUCGUGGUCGACAACACCUCGCCCGACACCGAGUCCCGCGGGCGCUACGUCGCCGAGGCCAAGGCGCUGGGCAUUCCCGCUCGCGCGUUCGUGAUGAACACCACCUACGAGCACGCCCUGCACAACAACGCCUUCCGCGAAGCGACCGAUCCCACCCACGAGCAUGUCUCGCGCAUUGGCUUCAACAUGUACCGCUCAAAGUACUCCGACCCCACGGCGGCUGAAGGCUUUACCGAGGUGCUGCGCAUCAACUUUGCUCCCGCGUUUACCGAUGCUGAUCUUCUGCGGCGCUACUCGCAGUGGAUGCACUCGUAA